ACUCAUAAAUUCAAAAUAAACAAUCUUAGAGCACAUUUAUUUAUUUCAUGAAUAUUAGAGAUAAUUAAUAUGACAGACGCAAGAGAAAUCAUAACAUUACAGUUUGGAAACUUUGCGAAUCAUGUUGGUUGUCAUUUCUGGAAUAUUCAAGAAAACUCAUUUAAUUACGACCCAACAGUAUCAGAUCUUUCCGAGAUUAAUCAUGAUGUUCUUUUUAGAGAAGGAACACAUAAUAGGAACAUCACUUACACACCGAGAAUGCUUCUUGUUGAUUUGAAAGGAACUUUGAAAUACAUUCCCGAAUCAGGAAAUUUGUAUAACCAACCACUCGAGUUAAACAAUCCCGAUAACAGUGUAUUAGAUCAAGUUCGGAGUACUAUUCAAUGGGAUGAAGAUUUCAUCGAAGUCAUGGAAACAGAACCAGUUGAAGUGCCCGAAUUUCAGAAGUCAUUGCAACAAAACGAAGUCAGAGACAAUCAAACUGCUUUCAACUUGAAAGAAACAAUCAGAGAUUGGCCUGAUUUCAUGUAUACAAGAUAUCAUCCGAAGUCGAUAAAUAUAAUUAAAGAGUAUGAGAGGAAAGAUGAAGUCUCAACUCUUGACACUUUCACUGCUGGUUCACAAUUAUUUGAAACUCCAUUUUUUGAAGAUGACUUCUGUGAUAAUAUUCGAAGCUUCAUGGAAGAAUGCAAUCACAGUCAAGGCUUUCAAACAUUCUUCGAUUGUAUCGAUGGAUUCUCUGGUGUUGCUCUCAAGUGCAUGGAACAUCUUGAAGACGAAUAUUCAAAACCAAUUUUUGCUAUUCCUUUAUUUCCAUGUAUUGUUAAAAAUUUUCAGUUUGCUGAUGAAGCCAUGAGUGAUUCAAUUAGAAUGAUAAACAUUGCAUCCUCUUUUGCAAAGUUAUCAGAACAUAGCAAUCUCUUCACACCGUUGAGUACGAUGGGACGAGCUUGGAGAACAAUUGAUGAACCGCGGAAGUUUCCUUCACUUAAUUACGAUCCUUCUAACAUUUAUCAUAGUUCAGCAAUACUCGCAACUUUCAUGGACACAAUGAGCUUAAAGUAUCGACUCAAAGAUUCAAGCUUAUUGUGUUCUCUCUCGGGAUUUUGUUCUGAACUUAAUGGCUACAAUCGAAAGAUGUCAGCAGCUAAACUUGCGAUGCCUUUUCCUAUGAAUGAAAAAGAAGAUUUAAUCGAUUUUCUUGACCGUUUCGAUGGAAGUUUAAUGGAAUCAAUAACGCCUGGAGUAACAGUUGGAAAUGAUCGAAUUGUCCAAAGUAUUUCUCUUCGUGGUGUGCCCAAAAGCCGUCUAAAGCGUCCAUUGGAGUCAGCAAAGAGUCAAAUGAAAAUGUCUGCUUAUAAAUGCACUUCAAUAAGCGAAAUGAUUCAACUUUAUUAUCAAUGCAACACCUACGCCAGUUUAUCAAAUGUUGCUGCUAUUGAGAGUCGAAUGAAAGUGAAAUCUCCGUUUCCGAAAGAAUUCUUUGAUGACAGAAUUGCAGUGAAUGGAUUUAUGAAAGAAUUUCAGAAUUCAAUUGUUGAAGAUAUCAAAGAACUUCCAGUAAUGACAGCACUUCAAACAUCAAAUGAAAUCUCAAAUGUUCUUGAAAAUCUUCACACGAAUGUUUCGAGAGUAAAAAUUGCUAAAGUUCCUCGACUUGUAGAUUCAGGUUUGGAAGUUGUAGAUUAUAAAGAGACAUUGGAACAGUUGCUGACAUUUAAAGAACAAUACGAUGAAAGUUUUUUCUUGUAAUUUACACAUAAACGUCUUUACUGUAGUUCUGAAUAAAUAAAUUAAA
Clunio marinus is the source of this 1798-nucleotide messenger RNA. Lineage: Eukaryota; Metazoa; Arthropoda; Insecta; Diptera; Chironomidae. The record is from the annotation of a GenBank genome assembly.